Molecule: messenger RNA, 474 nt
Organism: Parastagonospora nodorum SN15
Lineage: Eukaryota; Fungi; Ascomycota; Dothideomycetes; Pleosporales; Phaeosphaeriaceae
Exons: 1
Coding region: 1-474 (157 amino acids)
Source: RefSeq, a predicted model, not a curated record
AUGGAUCCUGCAUAUACAGCGGAGUACGUUUCUCUUGCACAUGUCGCACCGAAGCAAGAAACCCACCAUUUAGAUCAAAUGCCAACCGAUUUAAUCUCACCAGCACCGAACCAGUGUUCGGAGGAAUCACGUCAACGCGAGCGUAAUUUCUCGGCGCCGCCGGUACCACUGUCAAUGGACGUAGUCGCGAGCUGCGAGGACUGGGCUUGCAGUGAACGUCCCCGAGAAGCUUCAGACCGCGCAUCAAGACAUGUAAAUUUGACCCUGAGACUUCCAACAGUCGACACCAACGCUGCUGCAGCACUGCCAAAGGGAAUCGUCAUCGAACCGAUGAAGAAGAGCGACCCGAGCGAUGGCGCAAGAGUCAGGCAAGCUCCAAGUUUCGGUGGAAGUGAAGACGCAAGGGUUUCGCAAGCGAUGGGGGUGUCGUGCUAUAUGAAAACAUUAAUGUCGACGUACAUUCGGGGCGGCUAA